AUGUCCGGAGCCCAGGAUGUCUUGCAGAUGAAGGAGGAGGAUGUCCUCAAAUUCCUUGCUGCAGGAACCCAUUUGGAUGGCACCAAUUUGGACUUCCAGAUGGAACAGUAUAUCUACAAAAGAAAGAGUGAUGGUAUCUACAUCAUUAACUUGAAGAGAACUUGGGAAAAGCUUCUGCUGACAGCUCGUUCUAUUGUUGCCAUUGAAAACCCAGCCGAUGUUAGUGUCAUCUCAUCCAGGAACACCGGCCAGCGAGCUGUUCUGAAAUUUGCUGCUGCCACUGGCGCCACACCUAUUGCUGGACGUUUCACACUGGGCGCCUUCACUAACCAGAUCCAGGCAGCUUUCAGGGAGCCUCGCCUCUUGGUGGUCACUGAUCCUCCGGCAGAUCACCAGCCUCUGACUGAAGCAUUGUAUGUUAACCUCCCAACCAUUGCACGGUGCAACACAGACUCUCCACUUCACUAUGUGGAUAUUGCCAUUCCAUGUAACAACAAGGGGGUUCACUCUGUGGGUCUGAUGUGGUGGAUGCUGGCCCGUGAAGUCCUGCGUAUGUGUGGUACCAUCUCUCAUGAACACCCAUGGGAGGUUAUGCCUGAUCUUUAUUUCUACAGGGAUCCAGAGGAGAUUGAAAAGGAAGAGCAGUCUGCAACUGAGAAGGCAGUGACAAAUGAAGAGUUUCAGGGUGAAUGGACCGCCCCCUCCCCAGAAUUCACUGCUACUCAGCCAGAGGUGGUGCAUCGGUCUGAGGGAGUACAGGUGCCAUCUGUGCCCAUUCAGCAGUUCCCCACCGAAGAUUGGACUGUUCAGCUAGCUACUGAGGACUGA
Molecule: messenger RNA, 828 nt
Organism: Trichosurus vulpecula (common brushtail)
Lineage: Eukaryota; Metazoa; Chordata; Mammalia; Diprotodontia; Phalangeridae
Product: 40S ribosomal protein SA-like
Exons: 1
Coding region: 1-828 (275 amino acids)
Biological process (GO): ribosomal small subunit assembly; cytoplasmic translation
Cellular component (GO): ribosome; 90S preribosome; cytosolic small ribosomal subunit
Molecular function (GO): structural constituent of ribosome
Source: RefSeq, a predicted model, not a curated record